Molecule: messenger RNA, 1119 nt
Organism: Papaver somniferum (opium poppy)
Lineage: Eukaryota; Viridiplantae; Streptophyta; Magnoliopsida; Ranunculales; Papaveraceae
Exons: 3
Coding region: 1-1119 (372 amino acids)
Source: RefSeq, a predicted model, not a curated record
AUGAGAGUUAUUUACUGGAAUAUCAGAGGAUUGAGAAGAAUUCAAACCAAAGAUAAAUUGAGAAGUUUAGUACAACAAUUUAGUCCUUCAUUACUGUGGGUAGCUGAACCAAAAGUUAAAGCUUCUAGCAGUAUUAUUAAGCAAUUACAUUUACCUGGUAUGAGUAAGAUGAUACUUCAUAAUUCAAAUGGGAAUUUAAAAGGAAAUAUAUGGUUAUUUUGGCAUUAUUCAGUUACUGCUCCUUCUUUGAUUUCUUCUUCUAAACAAUGUAUUAUUGUUCAAGUUGGUGAGGCUUUAGUUACUAGGGUUCAUGCUGAAUGCCUUACUAUAUACAGAAGAAUUUUAUGGUCUGAACUUUUAACUGUCAAUGAAAUGAAGUUGCCAUGGCUGGUGAUUGGUGAUUUCAAUGUGGUGCUUACUUGUAAAGAGAAAAAAGGAGGUAGAACUCCCCUUAGGACUGCAAUGCAAGAAUUUAGAGAUUGUAUUGAAUCACGUAAUUUGUUUCAAGCUCCUAGAUCAGUGGGAGUUGGGGGUACAUUAGUUCAUGGUCCUCUUCUAGGUGGAGUUGUUAAUGUUUCCAGACCAACCAACAUUCCUUUUAAGUACCAAUCAGUGUGGACUUCUCAUCCUGGUUUUCUUAAGUUAAUUCAAGACUCAUGGUUACAAAUUGAAAACAUUCUUAAACAAUGGAAUUGGGAGGUUUUUGGGGACUUGAAACUUAAAGUAAAGAACACCGAGAAGGAAGUUCUUAAUGCUUCUUUAGAAUUUGAUGCUGACCCUGAGAAUAUAGAGUUACUUGACAAGCUAGUUACAGCAGGAGGUAAAUAUGAAAUUGCUUCACAACAAUACAAUGAACUGAUGAGAGCUAAGUCUAGAGUCAAAUGGAUCAAAGAAGGUGGUGCUAAUACAGCUUUCUUUCAUACUACAAUGAGGAUGAGAAGAACUUUUAAUCAUAUAUCAGAAUUGGAAAAUGAUGAAGGUAAUCUUAUAACAAAUCAAGAUCAAAUUGUUGAUGUGCUUGUAAAUCACUACAAAAUGAAGUUUGAAGAGAAGAAUGUAACAUUUGUGGAAGAACUUUUUGAUGCUAUACCCAAAAUUCUAAAUGAGGAAGAUAACUAG